This is a messenger RNA of Plasmodium gallinaceum, 399 nucleotides long. RefSeq names its product DNA-directed RNA polymerase II 16 kDa subunit, putative. The record is from RefSeq and is a predicted model, not a curated record. Gene Ontology annotation, biological process: nuclear-transcribed mRNA catabolic process, deadenylation-dependent decay; positive regulation of translational initiation; mRNA export from nucleus in response to heat stress. Gene Ontology annotation, cellular component: RNA polymerase II, core complex; P-body. Gene Ontology annotation, molecular function: nucleotide binding; translation initiation factor binding. Bases 1 to 399 code for a protein of 132 amino acids. NCBI's taxonomy places the organism in Eukaryota, Apicomplexa, Aconoidasida, Haemosporida, Plasmodiidae. The transcript is spliced from 3 exons.
AUGGCAAACAAUAUGCAAGGAGAUAUAAAAAAUUUAGACCUUGGGCCUGAAUUUAAAAAUUGUAAGUGUUUGAAUUUAUGUGAGUUACAACUCAUUUUGGGUGAUCAACUUCGAUUAACUUCUAAAAGAAAUGAAGAAGCUCAAGCAUUAAUCAAAUCUUCUUUCGAUUAUGCAAAUAAAUUUGCUACAAUAAAAAAUAGAAGUUCAAUUGUAGAUAUUAGAACAAAUUUAGAAAGAAUUGGAGAUUUACAUGAAUAUGAAAUAGCUAUGUUAGUUAAUUUGUUACCUAAAACAAUAUUAGAAGCUAGAUAUUUUAUUCCUUCUUUAAUUAGAUUAAAUGAUGAUACAUUAAAUUCUAUUUUAGAACAUCUCAUUAGUUAUAAAAUGUAUGUUUCUUAA